UGACGUUUAUAAACUUUUUGAGACAAGACAAACAGGCAGCGAUUAGAUCGUACUUUAUUCCUUCAUAAUAUUGUAUAAUUCAAACUGGUUUUUUGUGCGUGUGUGUUUAUUUGACUCGGUAUUUUCCAUUAAAAUGUGUUUUUGAAAUCUUGUGGUUGAAAAUUGUGUUUUCAAACUAUUUUGUGUAUUGUGAUCACAAGUGUCUGGAUAUUUGAUAACUGCUCAGUUCGUGGAGUUUCCAUGCUUUUUACCGCAGGAUGGACGAUUUCCAUAGCCGACCUAGUACAUCAAAGAGUGGGCAGUAGACCCGGGGCCCGGCGCGGCAGCCGCAGCUGGCACGAGUCAUGACGCGGUUCAGGCACUCCAGCUCUGCGCCGGCGUACGAGCUGACGGCGGGCGCGGGCGGUGGCGGGGGCGGCGCGGGCGCGGGCGCGGCGGCGCUGGCGGGCGCGUGCGCCGACCUGACGCUGGGCCUGCAGCCGCUGCCGCUGCACUCCGCGGUGCCCGCGCCGCAGCUUGACCCGCGCAAGAGGAAGUCGCACUACAGUUCUGACGCGUACGACAUGGCGGGCUGCGAGGCGUCGCUGACUGCGCCCGCGGCGCCCGACAUGCACUCGCCCGGCCUGCACUCGCCGGGCAGCGCCACGCGCAAGCGCAAGCCCUCGUCCUACGGCACUGCCAGCGCGUACGAUGACGAUGGCACCGACGACACGCGCUCCACGCGCACCCUGCCUGAUAAGAAACAGAACCACAGCGAGAUUGAGAAGCGGCGGCGCGACAAGAUGAACACGUACAUCACGGAGCUGAGCUCGAUGGUGCCGAUGUGCGGCGCGAUGGCCCGCAAGCUGGACAAGCUGACGGUGCUGCGCAUGGCGGUGCAGCACCUGCGCUCGGUGCGCGGCGCGCUGUCCGCGUGCCCGCUCACGGCGCGCCCGCGCCCCGCCUACCUCUCCGAGCGGGAACUCAACGCGCUCAUCCUGCAGGCGGCGCACGACUGCUUCCUGCUGGUGGUGGGCUGCGACCGCGGCCGGCUGCUCUACGUCUCGGCCUCCGUCAAGAAGAUGCUCCACUACGACCAAUCGGAGCUGCUGGGCCAGAGUUUAUUCGACAUCCUGCAUCCCAAGGACGUAGCCAAGGUCAAGGAGCAGCUGUCCUCGUCCGACCUCAGCCCGCGCGAGAGGCUCAUCGACGCCAAGACCAUGCUCCCCGUAAAAGCCGACGUGGUAGCGGGCGCGUCCCGCCUGUGCCCGGGCGCGCGGCGGUCGUUCUUCUGCCGCAUCAAGUGCAAGGCGCCGCCGGAGGGCGCGGCCGCGGCGCCGUCGGCCACCGUCACGGCGCCCGCGCCCCUCGUCAAGGAGGAGGCCGAGCCCACCGCCAAGCUGCGCAAGAAGCAGAACGAGAGGAAGUACUGCGUGGUGCAGUGCACUGGCUACUUGAAGUCUUGGGCGCCGGCGGAGAUGUGUGAGGGCGGGGCCGAGGGCGGCGAGGACGAGGCGUGCAACCUGUCGUGCCUGGUGGCCGUCGGGCGCGCGCUGCCCGACCUGGCGCCGCCGCCGCCGCCGCCGCCGCCGCCCUUCGCGCCGCCGACGCGCCGCCUGCAGUACGUCUCGCGGCACGCCACCGAUGGGAAGUACCUCUUCGUGGAUCAGAGGGUGACGCUGGCGCUGGGCUUCCUGCCGCAGGAGCUGCUGGGCACCAGCCUGUACGAGUACGUGGGCGGCGCCGAGCUGGGCGCGGUGGCGCGCACGCACAAGGCGGCGCUGCUGCGGCGGGACGCGCUCCACACGCCGCCCUACUCCUUCCGCCGCAAGGACGGCUCCUACGCGCGCAUCCAGACGCACUUCAAGCCCUUCAAGAACCCAUGGACGAAGGACGUGGAGUGCCUGGUGGCCAACAACACGGUGGUCAGCGAGACCGACACGCCGCCCGACCUCGCGCAGCAGAAAUUCGACCUCUUCAAGCAAAAGGCGGACGCGGAAAUGCAGCGGCUGAUCGACUCGCAGGUGGAGUCGCACAAGAUCGGCAGCGCCAUCGCCGAGGAGGCGCUGCGGCGCGCGUCCGCCGAGUUCUCGCCCGACCUGCCGCAGGACCUGCUGCAGGACGCCGUCUUCAACCAGCAGUGCCUGUCGUCGAACGCGAUGUACGAGCAGGCGUCGCUCGUGGACAACAUCCUGGGCGUGGACAACAUCCUGGGCGUGGACAUGUCGUCGUCGUACCAGGUGCGCAACAACGUGCCGCUGAGCGCCGCCGGCGCCGAGGGCUCGCCGCCGCCCGCCGGCGCGCCGCCGCCCGCCGGCACGCCGCCGCCGGCCUCGCCGCCGCUGCCGCCGCUCGGGCUGGACGGCAACGGCGAGGCAGCCAUGGCGGUCAUCAUGAGCCUGCUGGAGGCCGACGCCGGGCUCGGCGGGCCCGUCAACUUCUCGGGCCUGCCGUGGCCGCUGCCCUAAGCGAAAGAGGCUGCUUCAUAUAAGGAGGUGCGACCUAAUCUACUUUGUUACUCGUGUACCAUCCUUCUUUCUUACCUUACUUAACAGUUCAAAGUGACACCUUAUUUUGAAACCUUAUUUCUUUAAAUUAAGAUUACAAUUGUAUACUUGCUGUAUCCGUCUCGUGGAAUCGAUCAACGUGGAAAGCAUUAGGGGAGGCCUAUGUUCAGCAGUGGACGUGCUAUGGCUGAAAUGAUGAUGAUGAUGGUGUAUCCGUCUUAAAGUUCCGAAUUUAUUCGAGAUUGUGCUGUCUCCGAUAACCGUUCAGAAUGACACCUUAUUUCUUUAAAUUAACAUUAGAAGUGUAUACUUGCUGUAUCCGUCUUAAAGUUCCGAAUGUAUUCGAGAUUGUGCUGUAAUUUCUACAAUACUUACAUACUUCUAUGCAUGCUAAAGCACCUCCUUGAAAAACCAGCUUUCUCUAAAGGUCUUCUGAAAAUGAUGUGCGUCCUCAAAAGACGCGCGUGUAUUUUUGUUAGUUUGUUUGAGUUUUACGUCGUGUUACAGUUAUUUCGAGAUCGAAGGAGAUUACAUCGAACAUGUAUCACUUAAGUGACUUCGCGAUGUACUCUCCAAGAGAUAUUUUAUUUCGAACCCUCAGUUGUAACAGACAACGCCUGAUUUGACAUCAGAUCAUUUCUCUAAUGUAGAGGAAUUUUUAUUACUGCGGGUUCGAAUCGUUAGCUAUUGUAUUCUAAUGCUCAGUUCCUGUAUUCAUGAUACAAUUCGUGUUGCCUGCGGACAUUUCAAUAUGAUAUUGUUCUUUAGGAAAUUAUGUAGUAUUAUACUUAAUAUAACUGUUCAUAUGCGAAACGAAAAGUUUCUAAAUAUAGGAACAGAGCAAAAUUAAUGUUAUUUGUCAAGAGACAACUUAAGUUAACUUUUGUUACCUAUUUGAGUUUUAUUUUGUGAUGUUAUAUUAGAAAUAAAUAAAUAAUAAUCAAUUUAGAUAAGUAUUGCGAAGUGAGAAGACCUAUAACGUUGUAUCUUAUCACUAUCGCACAGUUUUUAUCAAUUUAAGAGCAAACCAACAUGUUUAUGUCGUGAUUCAAUGUUAGAUUGUUUAUGGCAACAGUUAGAGUGUUGUCUUCGAGGCGCCUGCUCUGGGAGGCGCUUCAACAAGGGUUUAAAGGGUUUCGUAAACAACACUUUAAUUGUAAUAUCUACUACUGUAUACCAAUAGAAUCGUAUAUCGAUAUUCUUAUAACUAAAUGUGAUUCCACGUAACUGUCAUUGUAUCAUGCACUGUAGCUCUAUAUACUGUCGUUGUAUUAUUAUUGAAAUGACCAAUUUUUGUAUUUAUACUUAUUUCUAUUCAAAUUAUACAUACACCGUAUGUAUAACACUAUUUUUUACUGAUAUUAGUUAAUUUAGGAGUGGAACUGUUGUCACGAUCAUGUUUCGUUUGAGUAUUUUUGUAUUAUGAUGAAAUAUCCUCACCGAUAAGUACAAGUUGUGUUAUAAGAUUACCGACAUUGGGCGUAGGGUAGGUAGAUACGCGGUGCGACUUAGCACCGCUAUUCGACAAUAAAAUUAUAAUAUAUUUCACGUUAUGUAUUGAUUUUAAAUUAUUAUUCUUUAAGAGCAGUGAGAAUAUUUCUUCAUCCGGACUUGGCUUGGUUAAGUUCAACUUCUACCAAAUUGUAGCGGAGCUGCUUUCGGCGACGCCUUUGUCCAAUAUUUUCAGAAAGUAAUAAUACUAUCUAGUCAAGUUAAAGGAAUUGUCUAUGAUUUCAAUAAAAUGCCAAUAUUUCCCUAAACGUGCACGUUAUUUCCUGGCGCUCGAUGCGCCGAGUCCUGUUCAAUUAGUAACUCUUCGUGUAAUCGGAUUUGUAAUCAAGAUGUAGCUCAUUGCAAAGCUGUUUAAUCGUCAAUAUAUUUACUAGUAGGACAUUAUCACUAACCUUUGUCAGAGGCCACGACUGUUGCGUUCUUUCGCGCCAUUGUAGUUGGGAUAUUCGUUGACUUUUUGUGGGAUUUGUAUUACCUACAUUUGUUUAGGUUGUGUCGUGGCAAUAGGACGGUGGGUCAAACAGCAGGCCUGUCUCGUGGCCGGAUGGCGGACGGCAGUCGCGCGGUCACAGUAAGGCCCUUUUCACACAUCCCGGUUGCCGGCUAACCGGCGCCGGGUACCCGGUCGUGAAGUGUAUGGGCAUGCCGGAUUAAUUACGCCGGUACAUGUGAAAGCUACGUACCAUGCCCAUACAUUUCACCACCCGGUACCCGGCGCCGGUUAGCCGGCAACCGGGUCAUGUGAAAAGGGCCACGCUGGGCGGCCCCGCUGUCUGUCCGCAGCCGUUUGUUACCGAUUGAUUCGCAUCCGUACAUUAGAGUACUUCAUUUAAUCGCCAAAUAUAACCCGUCUGUGUAUUGAUGCGAAUGAA
Molecule: messenger RNA, 4870 nt
Organism: Ostrinia furnacalis (Asian corn borer)
Lineage: Eukaryota; Metazoa; Arthropoda; Insecta; Lepidoptera; Crambidae
Gene: cyc
Product: basic helix-loop-helix ARNT-like protein cyc
Exons: 14
Coding region: 345-2447 (700 amino acids)
Biological process (GO): regulation of DNA-templated transcription
Cellular component (GO): nucleus; transcription regulator complex; cytoplasm
Molecular function (GO): protein dimerization activity; DNA-binding transcription factor activity
Source: RefSeq, a predicted model, not a curated record